This is a messenger RNA of Candidula unifasciata, 1011 nucleotides long. The record is from the annotation of a GenBank genome assembly. NCBI's taxonomy places the organism in Eukaryota, Metazoa, Mollusca, Gastropoda, Stylommatophora, Geomitridae.
AUGACUUCUGACCGGGGAUUCUUGUGGUACGCUACCCGACCGUCCUGUCGACUUCUGACGCAUUUUGCUUUCUUCAUCGGAUAUCUCAGCCUGGGUGGCAUCAUCUUUAUGCUUCUGGAGGGAGCGGAGGAACGAAACAUGGUGCUUAGAUUACGAGAGAGGAGGCGCCGAUUUUUGGAGCACAACAGAUGCGUGCACGAUGCAGACCUGGAAGAAUUCAUUGAGGAAGUGGUCCAUGCUGCCAACAGAGGGGUGUCAGCUGUGAAAAAUGUAUCCCAGCCAGAACCCAACUGGAGCUUUGGACAAGCUUUGUUCUUUGCUAGUACUAUUGUCACCACUAUAGGUUAUGGCAGAGUGACGCCGCUGUCAGAUGCAGGAAAAGCCUUCAGCAUAUUUUUUGCCAUCUUGGGGAUUCCUCUGACUCUGGUGCUCUUCUCUGCCUGUGUGGAAAGGCUGAUGAUACCCACCAGGCAUCUGCUGUAUUGGCUCUAUGGAAAACUUGGUCAUCUUUAUAAGGUUUUACACAUUCAGGUUCUCCAUCUGGCCAUCAUCCUGUGUAUUCAUGUGGUGUUCUUCAUGCUCAUCCCUGCAGCCAUAUUUGCCAUUCUGGAGCCUGGCUGGAACUACCUUGAUGCAUUUUACUACUGCUUUAUUUCGUUGUCCACAAUAGGACUGGGAGACUACAUUCCUGGUGACUCCUUUGAUCAGCCCCACAGAGCCUUGUACAAAGUUGCCACAACCUUUUACUUACUGAUCGGCAUCACCAUGCUGCUUCUAGUCAUCACCGUCUUCUACGAUAUCCCAGAGCUCAACCUCGGCUACCACUUCUAUCUGAAGAGUGAUGAGGCUUGCAGGAAAGCAGAGGACAGCGAGAAAACAAAACUGAAGUCAAAAGAAUUAGGGACAAGCAAUAAGUAUAUUAAACAGGUUGACGAUGUCCAAAGUAUCCGAUCUGGACAGUACCACAGCUAUCAACAGGACAUCACGCCUGUCACUGAAGAAGAGCCAUGA